AUGUUGUUCAUAAAACUUUAUUAUUUAUUUUUCAAGGACGCUUCCUUGUUUUAGAGCUAGCUGAACGACCCACUCGAAAGAAAAAACCAUAACAAAAAACAAAGACGAACACAGGCGACAUUCUCUUUCGGAAUGGUUACUUCCUGGUAUAUUUAGAACCACUUUCCCAAUCAAGCAUUUUGUUACAGUCACACUGGCGCGUGCAUGAUGCGUUCAUCACGUGAUUCUAUCAUCAUUUCACUUUCGUGCGGUUUGGGAACUUUUCAGCAUUAUCCAGCUUUAUAAUGGCAUUAUCUAUUAUCAUACAUUAACCAAAGUCCAAACGACCGAGCCAUUUGUACAGAGCAAGUGCACCGAUAAAUUAUUCACCCAAAACGGGCGGCGAUUCGUGAGACGUAGGAUGGUUGGCGCGGCUUAACCUGAUGAGUCAAUUUUUUUGAGAAGUACCUUAUUAAAAUUGACUCUAAUCGGUAGGGCAAACUGAUCAAGUGCUUGUGGUGCCUUUGCGACGACUGGAACACAUUAGACACUUUCUCACGACCAAGGGUAGGUCGAUGUAUGCAUAGGACUCGUCGUAGCAAGUGAAGAUCAUCAGCUAUGGCGUGUGUUGCGUUUCGCUCACUGGGGUGCUUUCUGGUGGUUCUGCACCUGUCGAGUUUGAGUCUUUGUGAGGAGGUAGCGAGUCCCUGUGGUAACCAAGACACUGGUUAUAUCCAGGAAGGAGAUCUGAUGAUAGGAGGGCUAAUACCGCUUCAUUACACCAACCUGUCGGAUGAUGGUCUCUGCUCCCCGCUCCGGUCCAUCAAAGCUCUGCGUGAAGUCGAGGCUAUGGUCUACGCUAUCAACUGGAUCAACAGGAACCACACGAUCCUGCCCGGGGUGCGACUUGGAUACCACAUCCGAGACACCUUCUACUCGGUCUCGGCCACUCUCCGCAGCAGCCUCAAUUUCAUUCCAGGGAGCGGGUUCGGUGACCAGGACCGGCCGGUUGUUGGGGUCGUCGGUGCCCGCCGGAGCAGCUGCAGCGAGCAGGCGGCCAUCCUUCUCGGUCUCUACCGGAUGCCCCAGGUCAGCUACCUCUCCACCAGCGACGUCCUGAGCAACAAGAACCGCUACCCGUACUUCAUGAGGACCGUCAGUCCCGACAUCUACCAGGUCGAGGCCAUCGUGGACCUCCUGAUGGAGUUCAACUGGUCCUACGUCACCUUCAUCAGCUCGGACGAGAUCUACGGCCACAACGGGCAGCAGGAGUUUCAACGCCGCAGCACCGGGGGCGACAUCUGCACCUCCAUGUCGAGCUACCGGACCGUGUCGCCGUUUGCCGACCAGGGGGAGUUGGACGCGAUGAUCCAGGGGUUGCUGGAGCUCCAAGCCGACACUGACUCGGUCGUCGUGGUUCUCUUCGUGGACAUUGAGCUUGCCAGGAAGAUUUUCCGGGCGGCUCGCCGCGUUGGAGCCCAGAGACGGUUCAUCUGGAUCGGCAGUGACGGAUGGGGAAACUACGGCGAGGCUGCCAUCAUUGGAUUCGAGGAAGCCACUGUCGGUGCAUUCACAUUAUCUCCUCUGUCGCGGAGAUUGGAUGACUUUGACGAGUAUUUCCACUCCCUGAACACAUCCAGCAAUAACCCUUGGCUGCGGGAAUUCCUCGAGAAGUACACCGGCUGCUCCUUGGAUGGCUGCGACGAGCCGGGCCUGAUCCAACUAGCGGACGACGGUAAAGUCGCCCACGAGACUCUGGUCAUGGACUCCGUCUUCACCUUCGCGCACGGCCUAGACCGCAUGCGCCGUGACCUUUGCCCCGAAGCAGAGGAAGGGCUGUGCUCCAACAUGACAGACAUUGACGGGGACAUCUUGUUGAAAUAUCUGCUUAAGACCGAGUUUGAGAGCCUCGCCAAUGGCUGGAUCAGCUUCACAGAGAGUGGUAACAUGUACGGCAGGUAUGCCGUCAACCACUUGGAGAUGAACGAGACUACGGGAGAGUACACCUUCCAGCUGGUGGGCGAGUGGAAGCAGUCCACGGACGAAGACGUCCCGAAUCUCAAGAUAGAAUCGGGGUUACCCUGGUACCUCUGGGACGGAGCAUCGGUAGAUCCCACCACGGGGAUACCGAGGUCGGUUUGCAGCGACCCUUGCAAGCCAGGGGAGAAGAUCAACCGCAUCCCGGAUAACCUAUGCUGUUGGACCUGCACCCCCUGCGAACAGUCCGAGAUUGUUGCCGUCAAUGGCACCAGCUGCGAGUCCUGCAUCGACGUGGACAACAGGAGGUUCGCCUGGCCAAACGCAGACCAGACGGUCUGCGUGGACAUACCUUCGGACUUCAUACUCGGGGAGCAGGCAUGGGCCAUCGCCAUUAUCACGGUGGCCUGUGUGUGCGUGGUAGCCACCAUCUUCACCUUGGCCGUCUACAUAUACAACCAGGAGAUGCCACUCAUCAAGGCAUCAAGCCGGGAGCUUAGCUACAUCAUCUUCGUCGGCAUCCUCCUCUCUUACGUCACGGCCAUCGUCUUCUCCAUCGCUCCUUCUCCUUUUGUCUGCGUCCUCCGACGUCUUGGUCCUAGUAUAGCAGCGUCAUUCAUCUAUGCCUCCAUAGCUACCAAGACGAUCCGUCUCUUCCGCAUCUUCACAGCAUCUAAAAAAUCGGCCAAGAGACCCAACUACAUCGGGUCAAUGUUCCAGGUGGUCUUAUCACUAUCCGUAUCAGCACUAGCGGUGAUUUGGACUGUGAUUUGGCUGAUCGUCGACCCUCCCAGCGUUAUCCUGGAGAUGCCCAACGAGAGGGAAAACAAGCUUCAAGUCACCUGCCAGCUGAACAUCGUGGAGACGGUCGGUGUCAUGGUCUGGGACGUGGCACUCAUCAUCGUCUGCUGUAUCUUCGCCUUCAUGACCCGGAAGCUUCCAGAGAACUACAAUGAGACACGCUUCAUCACUUUCUGCAGCUUCUGCACGCUGGUGGUCUACGUCACCUUUUCGCCAAUCUACUUCACCUCCAAGGAGCCGUACUACCAGGCCAGCUACUACUCCGCCGGUCUCAUCAUCAACGCCACUGUCACCCUGACCUGUCUAUUCGCAGUCAAGAUCUACGCCUUGUACUUCGUGGAUGAGGAUGAGAUGAACAUCUUUACGCAGACGCGGCUGCGUGCCAAUACCAAGACGUCUUCUUCGGGUCGAGGUAUUCAGUUCCCGACAACCUCCUCCUCAGGUGCGAAUGAGGUCCACUUCAACCCGAACUAUGUGACCGAGACGGGGAGGUACCUGUCUGCACCCGGAGUGGAGGCUACCACCGAUGCCAACCUGAAUGAGGAGAAUCGACUCCGGAGCAGCUCCAACAACAGCAGCAAGAGCAACAACAGCCGGGCGUCCAGCGCCGGUGGCGGCGUCAUGGAAAGACUGAGGGGGACCAAUAAGGUUGACCCAUCUGACACUACGUCAGAGUCACGUGACACUGCUCGGCCCAAUGGCAUCGCGACACUUGAUAAGGUAGUCAGGGGUCCAGGUAAGGCCUCGCCGUCAUCCGCAAAAGAAACUAAAGUCUUCUUCAGUCCUGACGUUGUCGAAUGUGACACGCACAUGUGAAGAACCCGUCCAAGUUAUACAUCAGUUUCAUAAAUUAUAGGUACAAUCGUAACCUUUCUUAGUUUUACUAUGUGUAAAUAUUUUAAGAGGCACACUAAGUACAAAUGGUGUAUAAUUAAAAAGAAAACUGGCAUUCAUAUUUUUGUUCAGCAUGCUUUCAAAGUUUCAAGAGCAAAAAUAUGCAUGCCCUCACGCACGGGAGAGUUUACUGCAUUGGACAUAAAAAAAACAUAAGGCACAACAGCAAGUAGUAUAAGCGACGAAAGUGUACUUUAGUUUAACUAUACUUUUGAUUUUCUUAAUCAUUGUAAUUGAUCGAUUUAUGGGGGAAAUCAAAUGGUUUUUCAGCUACCGGUGCUGUUCAUGUUAAACGGCAUGCACCGGUGACACCCGUACUGUACCGGUUUAACCAGCAGUUUAUUAGUUUAGCUAGUUCUGUGCCGGUUAAGCCGGUACUGUACUGCUUUCACCAGCAUUGUACUGGUUUAGCCGACUUUGUAAUGGUUAAACAUUAGUACUGGUCAGUAAAAGUACCGGUUCAACCAGCACUGCACAGGCAAACCCGGCAACCUGGCGAGUCAACUUUCACGAACAACCAACCGUUACAUGAGAUGCACAUAGCUAGCUUUAUUUAGUUAACGUAACUAUUUUAAAAAAGAUAAGUGGUCAGCUAACACGCAAUAUUUGACUUCAUUGAUUGUUUUGGAGGGCCAUUGGAUGAAAAGAGGACUGGACAAUAAUUAUAUAUUGCGGCAAACACUCAGAAAUAUUGAUGGAAUGAACACUGUACAUAUUAUUCAGAAAGUAAUGGAAUUGUUAAUCAAUAUAUUAUUAUAGAUUUCAAAAAUGUGCUGGGUGUAUGUUUGUUUAUAUUUUUUCGCAUGACGGGAUUUGUAUAUAAAACAAACGAAGCAUACGGGCUAUGCACGUCAAAAGUAAUAUUUUGUAUACAACGGACCACGAAUUUACUGGUAAUCAUGCUCCAUCGGACAACAAAAUUGUCACUUUUGAAGUCAAAGGAGGACAUAACAGUGAGAAAACAGGCUGAAUUUUAUAUGAUAUGAUUUUACUUUUUUUCACAAUGGCUCGUUUUAAUAAUGUUGGAUUACUUUAUAUACGCACCUGCUUCCUCGUCAAACACACGUAUAAGGAAAAUAUUAACUAUCACUACUUUUCUUUGUUUUAAAAAUGUCAGCAUCUUAUUUAAACGCAAUGUAAAUGUGUCAAUGUAAAUAUUUUUUCAACACUAAAUUUGUGGCUUCACUUAACAAUUGUCGACUGCUGUGAUGUGGGAUAUGACGUCUUGAACACCCUCGGGGUCAACAAUUGUUUUGUUAUACCUCUGUCUU
Patiria miniata (bat star) is the source of this 4922-nucleotide messenger RNA. Its product is annotated as metabotropic glutamate receptor 3-like. The coding region runs from base 598 to 3573 and encodes 991 amino acids. The transcript has 3 exons. NCBI's taxonomy places the organism in Eukaryota, Metazoa, Echinodermata, Asteroidea, Valvatida, Asterinidae. The record is from RefSeq and is a predicted model, not a curated record. Gene Ontology annotation, biological process: regulation of synaptic transmission, glutamatergic; G protein-coupled glutamate receptor signaling pathway. Gene Ontology annotation, molecular function: group II metabotropic glutamate receptor activity. Gene Ontology annotation, cellular component: membrane.